UUUUUUUUUUUUUUUUUUUUGCAUUGUAUUGUCUUUGAACAGCGAGAUGGGCAACACGGCCGACAAGCAGUUCAGCAAGCUCAAGUCGCAGCAGGCAGUCGACCUGUCCAAGCAGCAGCUGAAGGAGCUCAACCCAGCCAUCGAGCGCCUCGAGCGUGUCGAAAAGCUCGAUGUCAGCAACAACGAGCUCAGUUCGCUGCCGCUUGAGAUUGGCGUGCUCAGAACCCUCAAGGUGCUCGACAUCUCCCACAACAACCUCAACGCGCUUCCGCAAGAGAUUGGCAACCUGGUCGCUCUCACCCACCUCCAUGCAUCGCACAACCGCCUCUUCUACUCGCCACUCACGAAAGCCAUCGGACGGCUGGUCAUGCUCACUCGCAUUGAUCUUGGCUUCAACCAACUCGAGGACUUGCCUGACGAAUUUGGUCAUUUGCGCAACCUCAAGUACAUCGAUUUGAGCAACAACGACUUGAAGAUCAUUCCGGUGUGCGUUUGCAAAAUCGCCGGCCUCGAGUACCUGAACCUCGAGCAAAACAAGAUCAAGCUCGUGCCCCCGGAAAUUGGCCAACUGACUUCGCUCAAGGAAUGGCUGCUGAACAACAACAACAUUAACAAGCUUCCGGCGGAGGUGGGCUCGCUCUCCAAGCUUGUGAAGGUGACGCUGGCAUUCAACAACCUGCGCGAGCUGCCGAAGGCUGCCGGUGAAUGGGUCGACAUUGAAGAGCUCGAUCUCCGCGAAAACAACAACAUGGUGGAGCUUCCCGCGACCAGCCAGCUGUGGAAGAAGCUGCGAAAGCUGCUCAUGCGCAACACCAAGCUCGAGAAGCUUCCCGCCGGUUUUUCCGCGUGGACUCGUCUCAAUGAGCUGGAACUCAAGGACAACCCUCAGCUCCAGGAAAUCCCAGAGGACAUUGGUCAGCUCAACAGUCUGACCCGUCUGGAUUUGUCGUCGUGCUGCCUGACCACCUUGCCCGACUCGGUCGCGCAGCUCACGCAGCUGCAGCUUUUGGAUUUGAGGCAAAACCAGCUGACCACCUACUGCAUCCCUCAAGGCAUGCGCAACAUGCAGUCCAUGAAAAAGCUGUACUUGCAAGAAAACCGCAUCGAAAUUGUUCCUGACGAUGUGCUCGAAAUCAAGUCUCUUGUGGAGCUGGACAUGAGCAGCAACACAAUGUACUCGCUCGCGGACGAUAUUCGCAAGCUCACGAUGCUCACCAAGCUGUCGCUCAGCUUUAAUGCGCUCGAGUCACUGCCGGCCUCGAUCGGCAUGCUCACCAACCUUCAGACUCUUGAGGUGCGCAACAACCAGCUGAGCGCCCUCCCCGACGAGAUUGGCGACCUGCGCAGCCUCAUCAAGCUUGACGUGAGCAACAACAAGAUCAGCAAGCUCCCCACGUCCAUGUGCCAACUCAGCGCGCUCCAGACGCUGGAUACCUCCCACAACCAGCUUGUUGAGCCUCCGGCCGACAUUAUCAAGGACGGUCUCGCUGUGAUUCUGCAGUAUCUUCGCACCAAGCAUGGUAAAAACUGAAGGCUUUCGAACUGAUGUUGCUUUUUGUUCUUUUUCUCUUGUUUCUGUCUGUGUUCUGCCAAUGUAAUUCUUGUUCCAAUGGAAGUGAGGAAUGAUUCAACAUUCGCAGUCACUCAGAGUACACC
Molecule: messenger RNA, 1656 nt
Organism: Capsaspora owczarzaki ATCC 30864
Lineage: Eukaryota; Filasterea; Ministeriida; Capsasporidae
Exons: 9
Coding region: 47-1531 (494 amino acids)
Molecular function (GO): protein binding
Source: RefSeq, a predicted model, not a curated record